AUGGGCCUUCCUACAGAGGUACUGCAAGCCUGGGAGGCUUGCGACCGUACUGACACACUUUUUGUUCUGGCCUACUCGGGCUAUACCACACGCUCCAACUCACUAGCAGCAAUCAUGCCAGCCAUCCUUUCAGUAAUCGUUUGCUCGAUACAAUGGUUCCUCAUCGGCUACACGUUGACCUACGGUGAAGGAGGUGCAAUCUUUGGUGACUUCGAGUAUGCUUUCCACAGGAACGUGUUAGCAGAGCCCGUUGGUACGAUUCCUGCAGUACUGUUCAGUUUCUUCCAAUUGGUCUUCCAAGCUACUGUAUGCGCCAUCGCCGUAGGAGGUGCAUGUGAAAGAGGCCGCAUACUACCCCUGAUACCCUUCAUCUUCUUAUGGUCAACUUUUGUGUACAACCCCCUAGCCCAUAUGGUCUGGGGUGGAGGCUUCCUCAUGGACCUAGGCGUUCUUGAUUUCGCAGGCGGUACGCCGGUACACAUAAACUCAGGGGCAACAGCAACAGCCAUGUCAGUAUAUCUAUCGUACCCGUUGUUCCGCUCACAAAAGUCUUCAACACGCACCCCAUCGCACUUAGUCAUUCACCGACCGGUCAACUCGCUCUGCCAACUCCUCGCCAUGAUCAGUAUCUGGGGCUCCUGGCUCGCCUUUGACGCCGGCACCACCCUAGCUUUCAACUUCAAAUCCGUAAUGGCGCUCUGCGUUACGAAUCUUUGUGCGGCUUCUGGAGCGUUGACGUGGAUGUUGUACACAUACGUUGAGGUCGGCCGCUGGAGUCUGGACUCGUGCUUUAUGGGUGCCAUCUCUGGGCUUAUCAUGAUCACUCCUUCAGCAGGCUUCAUCGAUCUACCCACAUCUUUCUUCUUUGGCAUUCUAGGUGCAUUGUUCUGUCGGCAAGCUCUGAGGAUCAAGUUCAGCGCCUUUGCUCAACGCUGGCGCUGGGUUGAUCAUGGAGAUACCUUUGCAACGCACUGUCUUGGAGGCAUUCUAGCCACAAUUGCAACUGGCUGCUUUGCACAAAAAGAAGUCGCAGGUUACGAUGGUGUGACCGAGAUCACUGGAGGCGUCUUCUUCGAUGGAAACGUUCGUCAACUUGGUAUACAAGUUCUAGAAGCACUUGUCGGAUUCACGUGGUCGUUUGUCAUAAGCUACGUCAUGUAUGCUCUAAUUGACUGCGUACCGGGUUUUGAGGUGUUGGCCGAAGACAAGGAUAUUAUCGCGGGCCUGGACGCAAGUCAAAUGGAUGAGGAGACGCUUUGGACUGAGACACAAAAGUACUAUCCCUAUGCCGAUCGUGAGGGCGAGUUACAUCUCGAUUGA
This is a messenger RNA of Pyrenophora tritici-repentis Pt-1C-BFP, 1320 nucleotides long. RefSeq names its product AmtB, Ammonia permease. The record is from RefSeq and is a predicted model, not a curated record. Gene Ontology annotation, biological process: ammonium transmembrane transport. Lineage: Eukaryota; Fungi; Ascomycota; Dothideomycetes; Pleosporales; Pleosporaceae. Gene Ontology annotation, cellular component: plasma membrane. Gene Ontology annotation, molecular function: ammonium channel activity.